UGUAUCUGGUGCGCGUCAGAUGCUCCCCGUCCCGCAGAAAGAGUUUGGGGAUUACACUGAUCGAAAUUCAGGAUCAUAUUCACUGUCCAGGGCCAGGGGAUCUUUUUGCCAAGCCCACCUUUCUAACAUAGCAGCUGAUACCUCUAGAGAUCCAAGCCGUUUUUGAAAGAACUUGGACAGCACAUCUUGAAACUCCUGUUGGCCGCGAAACUUCUGCUUGGUCAGCCCAUUGGACGAAAAAUGGUUAACCAAGCUGCUGGCAGGCUUUGCUACAGAAACAAGGUGAUUCUGGCCCCCAUGGUGCGUGUGGGCACGUUACCAAUGAGAUUACUGGCACUCGACUAUGGAGCAGAUAUCGUCUACUGUGAGGAAUUGAUUGAUUUGAAAAUGAUUCAGUGUAGGAGAGUUGUCAAUGAGGCCCUGGACACAAUAGAUUAUGUUGCAACAGACGACAGAGUUGUUUUUCGGACCUGUGAAAGGGAAAAGAAUCAUGUUGUCUUCCAAAUGGGGACAGCUGAUGCUCAGAGAGCACUGACAGUUGCACAGCUUGUGGAAAAUGAUGUAGCUGGUAUUGAUGUAAAUAUGGGCUGUCCUAAAGAGUAUUCAACCAAGGGUGGCAUGGGAGUGGCACUGUUAUCCAAUCCAGACAAAAUUGAAGCUAUCCUUUCCACUUUAGUUAAAGGAAUCUCAAAACCAGUGACAUGCAAGAUCCGUAUUUUACCAUCUCUAGAAGACACCAUUAACCUUGUAAAACGUAUCGAAAGGACAGGAGUUGCAGCAGUGGCGGUCCAUGGAAGAAGGAAAGAGGAAAGGCCACAGCAUCCUGUUCACUGUGACGUAAUUAAAGCACUCUCGGAAGCUGUGUCAAUCCCAGUAAUAGCGAAUGGAGGAUCUCAGGAGAUUAUCAAAGAUUAUGAAGGCAUUGAAGCAUUCCGCUGGGCUACAAAUGCCUCUUCAGUGAUGAUAGCCCGGGCAGCCAUGUGGAAUCCCUCCAUAUUCAGAAAAGAAGGACUGUUACCAGCAGAAAAGGUGUUAAAAGAGUAUCUGACAUAUGCAAUUAGAUAUGACAGCCAUUACUCAAAUACUAAAUACUGUCUUUGUCAAAUGUUGAGAGAUAAAUUAGAAUCAGCUCAAGGAAAAAAGUUGCAUGCUGCACAAUCAAGUGAAGAGAUUUGUGAGGCUUUUGAAAUGAUUGACUAUUACAAAGAAGUUAUGGCUGACUUGGAGACAAAGAGGGAUCGGCUGAAGUCAAGAGAUGAAGGGAAUUUGGAACAUCCCGAGGAUAUGGAAUACACUGACACCAUACAGAUGGCUGUCAGGUUCAACAAACGAGAGUACCCACCACAAAUCACACCCAAGAUGAUAUUACUUGAAUGGUGUCGAAAACAGAAGCUUCCCCAACCAGUGUAUGAGACAGUGCAAAGAGCUUCAGAUAGAUUAUUUAAUUCAGUCGUGACAGUGGCAGACCAAAAGUAUAGAUCCUCCUGUUGGGAUAAAACAAAGAAGGUAGUGGAGCAAUCAGCAGCUAUUGUGUGCCUACAAUCUCUUGGGAUCUCAGAAGGAAAACUGUGUGAGGGGGAAAACCCUCUCAAAAACAAACGAAAAAGAGAUGAAGUAGAAGUUGCCAAUUGCACAGAAAUGACUGACACUUCCUCCCUUGACACCAAUAAAAGAAGCAGCCCUUUGCUAUAACGGACAUUCCAGCUGUACUGGAUAAGAUGGAAUUCUCUGAAGUGGAAUGGCAAUUAAAAAGUUGUUUUAUGCAUUAAUAAAAUAACUUUUAAGUUGUACAUAUAUAUUUAUAUUUAUAUACAUUAAAGGGUACAUAUUAUAUAAAUAUAUACAUGUUUAA
Mobula hypostoma (lesser devil ray) is the source of this 1852-nucleotide messenger RNA. RefSeq names its product dihydrouridine synthase 2 (gene dus2). Gene Ontology annotation, biological process: tRNA dihydrouridine synthesis. Lineage: Eukaryota; Metazoa; Chordata; Chondrichthyes; Myliobatiformes; Myliobatidae. The transcript is spliced from 18 exons. Gene Ontology annotation, molecular function: tRNA binding; tRNA dihydrouridine synthase activity. The record is from RefSeq and is a predicted model, not a curated record. Gene Ontology annotation, cellular component: cytoplasm. Bases 241 to 1692 code for a protein of 483 amino acids.